Messenger RNA from Schizosaccharomyces cryophilus OY26, 1274 nucleotides. RefSeq names its product carrier with solute carrier repeats. The transcript is spliced from 2 exons. The record is from RefSeq and is a predicted model, not a curated record. Gene Ontology annotation, biological process: mitochondrial L-ornithine transmembrane transport. Bases 179 to 1063 code for a protein of 294 amino acids. Gene Ontology annotation, molecular function: L-ornithine transmembrane transporter activity. Lineage: Eukaryota; Fungi; Ascomycota; Schizosaccharomycetes; Schizosaccharomycetales; Schizosaccharomycetaceae.
AAGAAAUUUUGACUGGAAGUUAACUUCCGACAAUCUUGAUGUAGAAAUAAGUAUUAUUUAUAUUUACCUUUUUUUUGAUUUUUCAUUCAUUUUUUCUGCUCUCAAGAUUAGUUAACAUCUCAUAUAGGUGCAACAGUAAAAUUCUUUUUCAGAGUGCAAACUACAUCAGGUUGGUGCAAUGGCAGAAGGAACAGUUUCACAGUCAGCAAAGGAUUUCUUAGCUGGUGCAUCAGGAGGUGUCGCACAAGUUUUAGUCGGUCAACCUUUUGAUUGUGUGAAAGUUCGUCUUCAGUCUCAAAGCAUUGGGUCUCCCUUAUACGAUAAUGUAUUAGAUUGUGUCAAAAAAAUAUCCAAAAACGAGGGUGUCGGCGCUUUUUACAAAGGUACUGUUAUGCCCCUCUUGGGAAUAGGAUUUUGUGUCUCCAUCCAAUUUACUACGUUUGAGUAUGCCAAACGUUUUUUUAAUCGUAAUGGGAAUCCCGUGCCUAUGCCUCAAUACUACGUUGCAGGUGCGAUAUCUGGUUUGGCCAACUCAUUUUUAGUUGGCCCUGUCGAACAUAUUCGUAUUCGUCUUCAGAUUCAAACCGGCGCCAACAAGUUGUACAAUGGUCCAUUGGAUUGUAUCAAGAAAAUUUCUUCUCAAUAUGGAAUGAAAGGAAUUAUGAAGGGUUUCAAUCCUACUGCCGUUCGUGAAGCCCAUGGUUUGGGCGUAUAUUUUUUGACUUAUGAAGCAUUGAUAAAGCAUAGCAUGGAGAAGUACCAAAUGAAGGAUCGUGCUGAAAUCCCUGGAUGGAAACUAUGUGCUUUUGGCGCAGCUUGCGGAUACUCAAUGUGGGUAUUUGCCUAUCCUUUUGACAUUGUCAAGUCUAAAAUACAGACUGAUGGCUUCUUGUCAAAAGCUAGCUAUAAGAGUGCAUGGCAAUGUGCCAAAGGAAUCUAUGCUAGUUCCGGUAUGAUGGGUUUUUACAGAGGUUUCAUUCCUGUUUUGAUACGUGCAGCUACUGCGAAUGCUGUCACCUUUUAUGUCUAUGAGACUGUGUCUCAAAGUGUUCGACAUCUUUAAGCAUAUUUUAUCUUUAAUAAUUUUUUCCCCUCUUCUGCUUUGGUAAAAGGAUAAUUGUUUUUUUUUUUUUUUUUUUUUUUUAGUUAAUUAUAAUUAGGAUACCUUUAAUAGAGUUUUUGUUUUCUUGAAUGGGUAGGUCAAGAACUAUAAUGGAACAUAAAUAAAUUUGUUUAAACAGUAGCUGUACAGUUUAUUGUUUACUUGAUGGAUA